Molecule: messenger RNA, 6697 nt
Organism: Trichechus manatus latirostris (Florida manatee)
Lineage: Eukaryota; Metazoa; Chordata; Mammalia; Sirenia; Trichechidae
Gene: PCNX2
Product: pecanex 2
Exons: 35
Coding region: 1-6324 (2107 amino acids)
Cellular component (GO): membrane
Source: RefSeq, a predicted model, not a curated record
AUGGUAUCCCAGGCGCUGCAGCUGCUCCGGCAGGGCGUAUGGGCCGCGCUCACCGGGGGCUGGUACCACGACCCCGAGCAGAGCAAGUUCACUAACAGCUUCCACCUCUACCUGUGGCUGUUCCUGCUGCUUCUGCCCCUGGCCCUGCACCUGGCUUUUCCUCCAAAUGCGUUCACUGUAUUUUUUUACUGCAGUUCAGUGACUAUAUUCUUCACAGUAAUCAAAUUGGUCAGUUAUCGCCUACACCUCAUGUUUGACAAAGGGGAAGUAAUUCAGCAAAAGCCCUCCAAAAGGAAAGAGAAGCUCCAUAAAGACAAAGAGGCCAACAGUGAACAUAUAACUAAUCACAAAAAUCCGAGCAAUAAUAGACAGAUUAACAAUGGCGAAAAGGAAGAGGCCAAUAGCAACCUACCCACGCCUCCUCUCCACCGCAGCUCCCGCAGGCAAAGCAUAAACUCUCACCACUCUUCCGGGCUAUUGGAGUUGCCAGCACAGGAAACAGUGGAAGACCUCAGAGGCGUCAUUCUCUCAGAAGACCAACCUGUAGCACCCAUGUCAUCUACCUCACCGUGUGUCAAAAGGGAAAACUUGCCAGUUUCCAAAGAGUACAUGCCAGAAACCACGGCCACAUCGGCAAUACCAAUGAAGCCAGUUACCACAGAACCUGUACUCAAUAAUAAAGUGAAGGAAAGAGGAGGCAAGGUGCAGCCCCCUUUCUGCCACCGAUCAGAGGGUGGGCUAGAAGACAAAGAUGCCUUGAAGAAGUUGCCGCACUUGUCUUUGUCUCAGUACGACUUACUAGAAACAGACGUUUCUUUCCACCCCUGGGGGAGUGAGAACUCAGUCCUGAUUCCAGAACCUACACAUCAUCCCAAGGGCUCCAUCAGGGAACAGUUGCAAAGCAAGUCUCCUCAGGACAGCCUGAGUAGCAGCUGCCCUCAGUGUAACACCGUCAUCACCAAACAGGUGGAGGAGCUGGUGGACAUUUCCUGCCAGGUGGAUCCUCCCUUGGUUGAGGAAGUUAACUACUCUGGUAGUGAGGUAGCUGUUACCCUGAUUGACACUUCCCAACCUGGUGACCCGCUGAGCCUGCACGAGCCCAUUAAGAUUGUCAUCACAAUGAGCAGUACCCCAAACUCCAUGAUGGACUUGGAAAGCUCUCUCCACCUGAAGGUGAUUGGCACAGAAAGAACUAGUCCAAAGAUAGAUGCUGAGCCAGCUACCCAAGGGGUAGCCAGUCCUCCAAAGAGCGAGCAGAUCCGAAUUCCCGUCAUCACCCUCGAGCUUUCUGAAGAUGGACAAGGAGGCACUAUUUGUCCUGAAAGCAAUGGGAGUGAAAGGACACCAGAGAGACUGAUGAUGGAGGCAUCCUGCAAUCAGUGCUCUGGCUAUGAAUCUGGGGAGGGAGGCAGUGCCACAAAAGACUGCAGUCUUUCCCCAAAGGACUACUGUGAAGCAACCCCCCUGCUCACACCCAACAUGGCCUCUGAGGCUGCGGGAGGAAAGGAAGGCCAGGCUAACCUUGACCCUUCAUCUUGUAAAAACAGCCAUGAAAAGAGUCAUGCCCGGGUCCUCAGUGUGGGCAGUGCAACCGAUGUCUUCUUGAGUAAGAGUUCUGCGGAAGUUGCUAGCGAUAAAGAGAAAACAAUACCAACUUCCAAAUCUGACUUGGAGGCUAAGGAGGGGCAAAUACCAAAUGAAUCCAACUUCCUAGAAUUUGUCUCCCUGUUGGAAUCAAUUAAUACUUCCAAGGUAGUGGCAGCCAAUCAGUCGAAUGGCUCAGCAGAGCAGAACAAAGAAAGCAGGCUUCUUGGAGAUAACUGUUCCCAGGAGAAAAAGGAGGAAAACCUGGAAAGUGAAAAGCCUGGUGGACACAAUUCCAGACAAGGAAAACUGGAUAUGCAAAGUCAAGACCACACGAACACUAGCCCCGUGUUCACUGAACCUGCCAAGAUUACGACCCUUUUCCAGGGUAAUAGACAAAGACAAAUAAUCUACAGGGUAACUUCCCAACAAGAUAGUUCCGUCUUGCAAGUCAUCAGUGGGCCUGAAACAUCUGUGCAAGAUGAGAUAUCUGUGGAUGCUAUGCAUGUCUUCAUUGAUGAACACGGGGAAAUUAGAUCCUGUUAUUUAAAAUCUGGAAAUCAGAAAGAAGGACCUUUGCAACAUCAGCCGUCAAAUUAUGACUAUUUUUCAGAUGCUCGAGAGGUACAGAUCAGCUCCUCCAGCACCACAACCUCUGAGAGUCAAGAUCCCUCUUCUGGGGACCCUGCAGUCAGUGCCCUCCAACAACAGCUAUUGCUAAUGGUGGCUCGGAGGACCCAGUCAGAAACCCCGCGGCAUCUGAGUCAGGACCUGGAAGACUCGUCAUGCUCUUCAACACAAGGAAAAUUUAGCCGAGAGCAGUUUUACAAGUUAAUCAUUUUCCCUGGCAAGUGGAUUAAAGUCUGGUAUGAUCGACUUACCUUGUUGGCAUUACUCGAUCGAACUAAAGAUGUCAAGGAAAACGUGCUGGCUAUUUUACUUAUUGUCCUCGUUUCCCUCCUCGGAUUUCUGACGUUGAACCAAGGCUUUUGCAAAGAUAUGUGGAUUCUCCUCUUCUGCCUGAUCAUGGCCAGCUGCCAGUAUUCUCUGCUAAAGAGUGUUCAGCCUGACCCUGCCUCGCCAAUCCAUGGACACAACCAAAUCAUAACAUAUAGCAGACCAAUCUAUUUUUGCGUGCUGUGUGGCCUUAUUUUGCUUCUUGACACAGGGGCCAAAGCCAGAUACCCUCCUACUUAUGUUGUCUAUGGCCUGAAGCUCUUCUCUCCAGGGUCCCUGCAAUCAACUAGGGACCACUUAAUAGCGUUUUUAUAUUGCUUCCCUGCAAUGUCCCUCCUUGGGCUUUUCCCACAGAUCAACACUUUCUGCAUUUAUCUUUUGGAACAAAUUGACAUGCUGUUUUUUGGAGGUUCUGGUGAAUGUGAAGGCGAGUGUGAACACGAGCCAUGGAGUACACAGCACAUCCCAGCUCUGUUUUCGGCCUUCUGCGGCCUCUUGGUCGCCCUCUCCUACCACCUGAGCAGGCAGAGCAGUGACCCGUCGGUGCUGAUGUCCUUUAUUCAAUGCAAAUUGUUUCCUAAAUUUUUACAUCAAAAUUUGGAUGAGUCGGCAGAAGACCCUCUCCCAAAGAAGAUGAAAGACUCUGUGAAGGACACCUUACAGUCGGAUCUCAUUGUCUGCUCAGUCGCUGCCGUUCUCUCGUUUGCCGUCAGUGCCAGCACUGUAUUCCUCUCCUUGCGCCCGUUUCUCAGCAUCGUGCUCUUUGUCCUAGCUGGCACCGUGGGGUUCCUAGCACAUUAUCUCCUCCCUCAACUCCGCAAACAUCGUCCCUGGAUGUGGAUUUCUCACCCUGUUCUUAAAAACAGGGAGUAUCAGCAACGCGAAGUGACAGAUAUCGCCCAUUUAAUGUGGUUUGAAAGAGUCUAUGUUUGGCUUCAGUGUUUUGAAAAAUAUAUCUUAUACCCAACAAUAAUUUUGAAUGCCCUCACUAUUGAUGCAUUUCUAAUAAGCAAUUACCGGAGACUUGGUACCCAUUGGAACAUUUUUCUGAUGAUUGUUGCUGGCAUGAAGCUGCUGCGGACAUCUUUCUGUAAUCCAGUCCAUCAGUUUGUCACCUUGAGCUUCACUGUCAUCUUUUUCCACUUUGACUACAAAGAUGUUUCAGAGAGUUUCUUACUAGAUUUCUUCAUGAUGUCCAUUUUAUUUAGCAAGCUCGGGGACCUGCUUCACAAGUUACAGUUCAUCUUGACAUAUGUGGCUCCUUGGCAGAUGGCUUGGGGUUCUUCAUUUCAUGUGUUUGCUCAGCUCUUCGCGAUCCCUCAUUCUGCAAUGCUUUUCUUUCAAAUGAUUGCCACUUCAAUCUUUUCUACUCCAUUGAGCCCUUUUCUUGGGAGUGUCAUUUUCAUCACAUCCUAUGUCAGGCCAGUGAAAUUCUGGGAGAAAAACUACAAUACAAGACGAGUGGAUAAUUCCAACACAAGACUGGCUGUCCAAAUUGAAAAGGAUCCAGGGGGUGAUGACAACAAUCUCAACUCCAUCUUUUAUGAGCACUUGACAAGGGCCCUCCAGGAGUCCCUCUGUGGGGACUUAGUUCUUGGUCGUUGGGGUAACUACAGUUCUGGCGAUUGCUUUAUUUUGGCUUCAGAUUACCUCAAUGCCUUUGUUCACCUGAUUGAAAUUGGAAAUGGUCUUGUUACCUUUCAACUUCGAGGCCUAGAAUUCCGAGGAACAUACUGCCAGCAGCGAGAGGUGGAAGCCAUCAUGGAGGGCGAUGAGGACGAUGGAGGCUGCUGCUGCUGUAAACCGGGCCACUUGCCCCACCUGUUAUCCUGCAAUGCCGCAUUUAACCUCCGUUGGCUUACGUGGGAAAUCACGCGGACGCAGUACAUCUUGGAGGGCUACAGCAUCAUAGACAACAAUGCAGCCACCAUGCUGCAGGUCUUUGAUCUACGAAGGCUCCUCAUCCGGUACUACAUCAAGAGUAUAAUAUACUUCAUGGUCACUUCCCCCAAACUCCUCUCCUGGAUCAAAAAUGAGUCACUUCUGAAGUCCCUGCAGCCUUUUGCCAAGUGGCAUUACAUUGAGCGUGACCUUGCAAUGUUCAACAUUAACAUUGAUGAUGAUUACGUGCCAUGUCUUCAGGGGAUCACCAGAGCUAGCUACUGCAACGUUUACCUAGAAUGGAUCCAGUACUGUGCACAGAAACAACAAGAGCCUUCGGAGACUCUGGACAGCGAUGAGGACUCUCCUUUGGUGACUCUGUCCUUUGCCCUGUGCAUCCUGGGGAGAAGAGCUCUGGGAACCGCAGCUCACAAUAUGGUUCUCAGCCUGGACUCUUUUCUGUAUGGUCUUCACACCCUCUUCAAAGGUGACUUUAGGAUAACAGCCCGAGAUGAGUGGGUAUUCGCGGACAUGGACCUGCUGCACAAAGUUGUCGCUCCAGCUAUCAGGAUGUCCCUGAAGCUUCACCAGGACCAAUUCACCUGCCCUGAUGAGUAUGAAGACCCAGUGGUCCUCUACGAGACCAUCCAGUCCUUUGAGAGAAAAGUGGUGAUCUGCCAUGAGGGUGACCCGGCCUGGAGGAACGCAGUGCUGUCCAACAGGGAGGAGCUCCUCACCCUGCGGCACGUGGUGGAUGAGGGCACUGACGAGUACAAGGUCAUCAUGCUCCAUAAAAACUUCCUGAGCUUCAAGGUCAUCAAGGUCAAUAAAGAAUGUGUCCGUGGUCUCUGGGCUGGGCAGCAGCAGGAGCUCAUAUUCCUUCGCAACCGCAACCCAGAGCGCGGCAGCAUCCAGAACAACAAGCAGGUCCUGCGAAACCUGAUCAACUCCUCCUGCGACCAGCCCCUGGGCUACCCCAUGUACGUUUCCCCCCUCACCACAUCCUAUCUCGGGACGCACAGGCAGCUGAAGAACGUCUGGGGCAGGCCUGUUAGCUUGGACAGCAUUCAGACGUGGUUCCAAACCAAGUGGUUAAGAAUGCGGAAGGACUGCCAUGUGGGCCAGCACAGCGGCGGCAACAUUGAAGACGUGGAUGGAGCCAGGGCGCCAUCCACAGGCCACGCCACAGGUGGAGAGAGCCAGGAGAGCAGUGCAGAGCUGCCCAGGAAGGAUGGGCACCAUGAUGAGGUCUCGAGGACAGAGGGUCAGACAGUUGGCAGGGAGAAGGGGAGCAGGAGCCAGUCUGUCCAGGCACAUGGGUCUUUGAGCCAGAGACCUCCCAUUUUGAGUUUGUCGGGCCCCAUCCUGGACAGCCACCAGCCCUUCAUGCAGACAUCCACAUCAGUCCACGAGUUGGCCCCAAGGCUGUCCCGCAGCCAGCUUUCCUUACACAACUCAUCUGCGUCCUUGCACUCUCAGCCGCCGCCUGCCACCACGAUGGGCCACCUGAGCGUCCGUGAGCGGGCCGAGGCGCUGAUCAGGUCCAGCUUGGGCUCGUCCACCAGCUCCACCCUGAGCUUCCUUUUUGGCAAGAGGAGCUUCUCCAGUGUCCUUGUUAUUUCCGGACUUUCUGCCGCAGAGGGCGGCAACACCAGCGACACCCAGUCAUCCAGCAGUGUCAACAUCGUGAUGGGCCCCUCGGCCAGAGCCUCAGGCCAGGCCACACGGCACUUCUCAGAGCCGUGUGAACCCGUCGAUGCCACAGAGCAGGGCCAGCUCUGCGAUGGAAGUCUAGCUGGGGCCGUGGCGGAGAACCUGGGGGUGAUGUGCCGAAGAGCGAGCCAGGAGGACAUGGGGCUGGACGAUACGGCCUCCCAGCAAAGUGCUUCAGACGAGCAGUAACGGGUGUCUGUCGGGAACGGGCCGUGCUUGCAGGAACUGUGGGUCCGCCACAGUGCCCACCUUUAUCAUUCUCCCCUUGCCCUCCAAACUGAAAACAGCAAAUGUCAUAAUCUAUGUGAGAGCUGUUCUAGAAAGCAGGCUAAUUUCAAUCUCAGGUUCCUGAAAACUUCUCAUGUGAGGAAAGAGGAAUCACGUUCAGAAUUUGAAAUUUCAAACACAGCCAUUUACUAUCUUAAAAACAACCAGAGUAAGUAGAGCACAUGGCUGACUCUUUCCUGUCCCGAUGAAAAUAAGACAACUGCACGCUCAGUGAUUGGCAUUUUGUACAUGUUACUAUGAAAAGAGACGAGCAGCAGCACUCAUUGUACAUCAG